GGACUUCUAACGGCCUCUAGUGCAAUGCAGCGGACACGCCCACAGUGACGUCAGCGGCGAGAAACAGGAAGUGACGCCAAGUGUUUGAACCGAGACCCGGGAGUGCUGGCACAGAGAAUGGAGCAGCCGCCCCGCAGACCUCGUGGCCCCAUCAGGCGCAGCUCGAGGGAGGCUCCUGACGUGUGCGUGGCCUUCCCGGGGCCGGUGACGAGGGAGAGCUGCUGCCGCUUCAUCUGCGAGCUCCUGAAGCACAUCCUGCACCAGAGGCACCAGCUGCCCCUGCCUUACGAGCAGCUUCUCCACUUCUGUAGUGGGAAGAAGGACGGUGAAGAGGUUGUGAGAAGACCGAUAAAGGAGGCGUCAGAUUCCCGCCAGUGUCAGCGCGCCCUCUCAGACUUGGCGGAGGUAAUGUCCCAGCUGGACGUCUUCUUCACACUGACCGCUGUGCCCCGGGUCCUGCUGCUGUUGGGGGGCUCCGCUGUCAGCCCUAAGGAGCUGUAUGUGAUAGACAUGGAGGGCAUCCAGGUGGGCAACGGUGAGCAGAGCCUGAGCCCGCGCUCCUGCCUUCGUCAGCUCUUCCGGGCGCUCUUCCUGGCUGACCCGUUCAGUGACCUGCGCUCUUCCAGCCUCAUGAGUGUGGUGCUGAUGGUUCUGGGACAUCGACACUGCGCCACAGACUGGUUCCGACCCAAACUCAACUACAAGGUGCCCACCAGGGCCCACACCCUGACCAUCAAACUGUCCAGCAGUGGAACUGAAGACACCACGUACCCCAGCGACGACUACGUCUGGUUUCAGGCUCCGAUCACACUGAGAGGAUUUCAUAACUGAGGACACAGAGACCCUUCUACUCGAUGCCAAAUACAUGAUGGGGGGAUUAUCUGGUAUUAUCUCAGGGUUACCCCCACUCGCCCUCUAUAUAAUCACAUCAUGGACCGCCUCCAGUCCAGUGCAAUAGAAGGCUGCCCCACCGGAUCCACGGCGGAUUUCAGGGCCAGCGGACUCCGUGGAUGUACCUCAUACAUGUGAUAUGUACAUGGCUCCUACAGAACCAUCUCCAGGACGUGAGCCCCGUCCUCACAGCCUCUUCCACGGUGCUCCAGGGACAGCCGGGUGCUCCGAGCAUCUUCCUGGAGGCUCAGUCCUACUGUCAGCUGCUAUAUUUGGAUUGUAAUUUGCCCCCAGAGGCCGCCUCUACCUCAGGACUGACGAGUGCCGCCAGUUGAGCCCGGUGGUAGGUUCACGCUCCGGCAUCCAUUGUGGGACCCUCUACUCUCGGGUGCCCUGUCCCAUCUGCAGUGGUCAUGUAAGGGUCUUGGGCUCUUGGUUUCUCCCAGCCUCUCGGGACCCCUGUGUGUCCCUGUGAUGGGGCGCUCUGCACCUCCGUUAUCCGCCAUGUUUACUUCAGGAGACAAGGAUCAUGUAUCGCGGACUCCUCUUAUUACUGGGUUUUUAUUGGGCGAUUAUAAAUUAUUUAUUUGACCCACAGUGUUUUAAAGGGAACUUGAUGCCCCGGGACCCCCACAUGGGGUAAUACUGCCAGGGACUGGCUUUAUGAAUGCGCCCCUCUAAGAUUUCUGUAGAAAAUGCCCUUGUAAGGUCGCACACGUUUUUACUUAUUAGGGUUGAAAAGCCGCGGGGCGUUCUGAUAAUCUGAAGAGUCCGAGCCUGACUCUCCUGAGCUUGAUGGAGGUCGGCCUUGGAUGCUGCCGCUCGGUGCGUCCUGCCCGACUCCAUCGCCAUAUCUGGCCUGAACGGAGUAGACAAGCUGAGAUCUAUAGGAGAUGGGGCGUCAAUCCAGCGCUAAGGAAGGGGGGGGGGUUUAGGACAGAGGCCUCGCCCCCAUGACUAAUUAGCAUAUUACAAGUUAUACCUUCAUUUUCUAUGUAAUGCCGACUUGCGGUUUAUACUGGGAGGACCCUGCGGUAUAACGCCGUAGAGGGGACUCGCUGGGCGCCAGGUUCCUAUUAGGACUUUGUUUUUAAUGACGUGAGAACGGCGCGCCGUUCCUGCGCCGACCGCCCAUCCCGGACUUCUUGAUUUGGGUAUUUUUUUAAAUCAUGGAAGUAAACUGUUCA
Messenger RNA from Bufo gargarizans (Asiatic toad), 2078 nucleotides. RefSeq names its product MAD2L1 binding protein (gene MAD2L1BP). Gene Ontology annotation, cellular component: nucleus. The record is from RefSeq and is a predicted model, not a curated record. Lineage: Eukaryota; Metazoa; Chordata; Amphibia; Anura; Bufonidae. The coding region runs from base 118 to 831 and encodes 237 amino acids. The transcript is spliced from 3 exons. Gene Ontology annotation, biological process: regulation of exit from mitosis.